This is a messenger RNA of Drosophila ananassae, 3162 nucleotides long. RefSeq names its product F-box/LRR-repeat protein 7 (gene Fbxl7). The transcript has 5 exons. Gene Ontology annotation, molecular function: protein binding. Gene Ontology annotation, cellular component: SCF ubiquitin ligase complex. Bases 546 to 2861 code for a protein of 771 amino acids. The record is from RefSeq and is a predicted model, not a curated record. Gene Ontology annotation, biological process: SCF-dependent proteasomal ubiquitin-dependent protein catabolic process. NCBI's taxonomy places the organism in Eukaryota, Metazoa, Arthropoda, Insecta, Diptera, Drosophilidae.
CUACUACUCUUCGAGCCUCGACGGUGAGCCCGGAGACUCAGUUGCCAUUUACCUGUUGCCGUGCACUGUCGGAUCGGGAUCGUCGAGGUGUGGAACGGACUUUCGUCUUGAGCAUUUACGGGCCGCAUUUUGUUGCGUGCCUGCCUACGUGUCUUUGUGUGUGUGUUGGUGUGUUUUUGUGAGUGCCGUGAGUCAGUGAGCGCAAAAAGAUAACACGGAGGCCAAGUUAAAGAGCCCAGAGUGAAAGAUCGGAGAACGCACACACCGAGACACGACCUGCAAUGAAAAUAAAGUAGAGAAAAGUGUGUGCGAUUUGUGAGUGAAUAACAAAAAAUUAAAAAUAAAAGAGAAGAGAAAUCAAGAGAAAAAAGGAUAGAGUCCGAAAAUAAAUGGGAAUUAAAUGAAGCUGAAAAAACUGCCAAAUAAACAAAGUGCUAUGCGAUGCAUAAAUGAGAACCCAAAGGGAGUUACGUGUAUAAUCAGCAAGACUACCCAGCCAUUUUAAAGGCGCAUAGCCGCAAGAAGCAUCCCGAAAGGACACAACCAUGUCGCACAAGACGAGCAGUCGGCGCAGUAGCGAUCUGGAGUGUCCUUUGGCGUCCUUGGGCCGGAACAGCAGCGCCGUCCGUGAUCACUACCAUCACCCGCAUCCGCUGAGCUCCAGCCCCUUGGAUCCGCAGGCCUACAAGAUGAUGUCCUCCCGCAAAUCGCCGAAUCCCAGCCUGGAAGUGUCUAAUCCACUGAACUCAGAUGACUGCGACCAGGGGGCCACAUCCUCGACAGCGGCGGCUGUUCUGCACAUGGUGCAACAGAAGGCUGCCACGUUUGAGUUGCGUGGACGCCAUUCUCGACCGGAUCAGGGUACCUUCGGAGCUCAUUCCACAGCCUCCGUAGGCCGCCAGGCGAAGAAGUCACCGGAAUUGCCUGCCCCUGCAACGAGAGGCGCGGCUCCUAUUCCGCAGCCGAGGAACUUUCUCACCCUAGAGCAUGUCCUACAAUUCGGAGCCCAGAGGCCGAGUUGGAUGCAUGGCAACAGUGCGGAUACGGAAGACUCCAGUGAUAAUAACGCAGGUGGCGGAACGGGCAGUGGGAGCGGAGGUGGAGGGGCUGGACGACGACGCCAAAAUGGUCGCUGCAGUGUUCCCACAGUACUGGGAAGCAAUGGGACAAGCAACAAUGGAGCGCAGUAUCUGCUGGACAAAAAGAUGGAGUCGCUGUACUUGGGGAAUGCCCUGAGAGCACUGCCAUUGGGUGCGGAGGCGAGUCAGUACCAAAACGAGCGAUAUUAUCUGGAGGAUUACAGCAGCGGCAGUGGAAAUGAGCGAUUGCCAGAACGCUUGCACCACCCGCGCACUUCCAGUCCCAGCGAAACAAGCGGCUCCGAUCGCUACCUGCUGAACCGCAGCACCAACUCCUCCGCCAAUGCCUUCCAGCUGGACCAUCAUCACACCAAAGGUCAGAGCCUAUCGGACGGCCUGUGCAAUCUGGGACGCUUUUCGCCCAGUCUGGACCAGGGCUAUGCCACUCUCGUUUCCCCCUCGCCCACGGGUCACCACUCGAGCGGAGCGGGCAAUAUCACCACCUCGACCACUGCCAGUGGAGGAGGAAUUAUGGCCAGCAGCACCCCAGCCACUACACCCCGCCGCGGAGUCUCUAGCAAUGGAGUGGGGGUCACAGGAGCUGGGACUGCGAUCGGACCGCCGCCCUGGAACCGCAAAGGUCCUUUCCGGUGUGGCCCGCUCUUUGACCGCCUGCCAGACGAGGCCGUCAUACGGAUCUUCUCCUGGCUGGAUAGUUGUGAGCUGUGUAACGUGGCGAGAGUCUGCCGGAGAUUCGAGAACUUGGCUUGGCGACCCGUCCUGUGGAAGGUGAUCUCCCUGAAGGGCGAACACCUGAAUGGUGACAAAACCCUGAAGAUGAUUUUCCGGCAAUUGUGCGGCCAGAGCUGCAACGGCGCAUGCCCAGAGGUGGAAAGAGUUAUGCUGGCCGAUGGGUGCCGAAUCUCUGAUAAAGGCCUGCAAUUGCUGACCCGCCGAUGCCCAGAACUUACUCAUCUGCAACUCCAAACAUGCGUAGGGGUGUCCAACCAAGCCCUGGUCGAGGCCCUCACCAAGUGCAGCAAUCUCCAGCACCUGGAUGUGACAGGUUGCAGCCAGGUUAGCAGUAUCAGUCCAAAUCCCCAUGUGGAACCACCGCGUCGUCUGCUUCUCCAGUACCUGGACCUCACCGACUGCAUGGCCAUCGACGACAUGGGCCUUAAGAUUGUGGUCAAGAACUGCCCCCAGCUGGUGUAUCUGUAUCUGAGACGCUGCAUACAAAUUACAGAUGCGGGUCUGAAAUUCGUGCCCAGUUUUUGCGUCUCAUUGAAGGAGCUGAGCGUAUCGGAUUGCCUGAACAUCACCGAUUUCGGCCUUUAUGAGUUAGCCAAGUUGGGAGCAGCAUUGCGAUACCUCUCCGUGGCCAAAUGCGAGCGAGUUUCGGAUGCUGGGCUCAAAGUCAUAGCCAGGAGGUGCUACAAGCUGAGGUAUCUGAAUGCCCGCGGAUGCGAAGCCGUCAGCGAUGACUCCAUAACUGUUCUGGCCCGGUCCUGCCCACGACUCCGAGCCUUGGACAUUGGCAAGUGCGAUGUGAGUGAUGCCGGACUGCGUGCUCUAGCCGAGAGCUGCCCGAAUCUGAAGAAACUGAGCCUGCGCAGCUGCGAUAUGAUCACGGAUCGGGGGGUGCAGUGCAUCGCAUACUAUUGCCGAGGACUCCAGCAACUGAACAUCCAGGACUGCCCGGUGUCGAUCGAAGGGUACCGCGCCGUUAAGAAGUACUGCAAGCGUUGCAUCAUCGAACACACAAAUCCGGGCUUCUGUUAAAAGAAUUCAGUUCCGAGACAACCCACAAAGCACAGAGGCAGGCCAUAUGAGCAGAUAUUGUUGUUGGUAACAACUAAUGCCACAAAAUAAUGAUAUUCUUUAGGGAUUCUUACAUGUCCGGCCUAAUAUAGGAAACUCCCUGUAAUUGUCAAGUGCCACGCAAAUGUUAGCCAUCCCAACCGGACACUACAGUUUUAGUUCAAAGGUCAUCCAAGUGAAAAUUAGGAACUGAAUGAGUUUCGAAUGACCCUCCAAUUCCUGAUAAGGAACGGAACCCCUUUAAAUAAAAACAGUUACCCAA